Molecule: messenger RNA, 1062 nt
Organism: Clonostachys byssicola
Lineage: Eukaryota; Fungi; Ascomycota; Sordariomycetes; Hypocreales; Bionectriaceae
Source: the annotation of a GenBank genome assembly
AUGUCGGCACUUCAAAGAUCACUAUCGCCCAUGCUGGUCCCGGGUUUAGCUCUUCUGACGGCCGCAUUCGCACAAAAAACAACCGGAAGCCUUCUUACCGCCCUUGCAAAACACAUUCCUAGACCCUCAGGACUGCAUCACUUCUUCUUGGGCAACAAUGGCAAGAUCCGGACAGCACUGGGCAUCGUGGUCGCACUCAGCCUAAUUCGCUGGGCAAAUAGAUUCCUCAAUGACAUGGCGCGCAAUUCCUGGCGCGCGAGUCCCCCCAGCGACUGGAUCUGUUCCAAGGAGAUUGCCGUCGUCACCGGUGGCUCUGGCGGAAUCGGGAGGACCGUUGUUGAGAAGCUUAUCAACAAGGGCCUUCGCGUCGCAGUGCUUGACUUGAAAGAUCCACCCGAGGCAUUCAAAGAACAAGCUCGUAUCUUGUUCUGUAAAUGCAAUGUAACGAAGCCAAACGAGGUGGCAGCUGUUGCGGAGGAAAUACGCACCAGCAUCGGACAUCCCACCAUCCUCAUCAACAACGCUGGGAUAUGUCGUCCUUGCCGUAUCCUAGAUGCUUCCGCAGAGAAACUGUACGAGAUAUUCUCUGUCAACUCUCUCGCCCACUGGCUUACUGUGCAGCAAUUCCUCCCCGACAUGAUCAAGAACAACAAGGGCCAUAUCCUCACCGUGGCCAGCGCAGCCUCCUUCCUCGCCUUACCCCGGUGCAGUGAUUACUCCGGUAGCAAGUCGGCCGCCCGGGCGUUCCAUGAUGUAUUAGGCAGCGAGCUUAAGCACUUUUACCAUGCGCCAAAUGUAAUCACUACUGCAGUCCACACUCAGUUCGUCAGAACACCCAUCAUCCAGGACAUCCAGAAGCGUCUCGACGAGGAGGGACAGAACAUUCUCGAAGCCGAUUUCGUAGGCGAGAAGAUUGUUGAGAGGCUAGUGAGCAAGAGGGGUGGUGUUUUAAUUCUUCCCGAGAGUCGGUCGUUUCUUUCUGGAGUUGCUGCUUGGCCGGCGUGGAUGCAAGAAAUAGUGCGGGACAAAUACGGGCGUGCCUCGGCCAAGAGGAACGAAUGA